ACAACCCGUUUGCUUGGCUAAAAAAGGGAAAGAAAUAAAAGUUCGCAGCUUUCUAUUUGCGUCUGCGCGCAGCCUCUGCUUUCCACCCUUUCAGAUUCAUCUCCAUUAUCCAUUUUCAUUCCAAAUCCAAGUUCUUGCACGUUUUGGAGGAUGUAUGGCCAUGGCGGUGGUGGUUCAUCCGAUGCGAUUUCCAGAGAUAUGAAUUCUUUGCUCUAUUCGUCAACGUUCAAGCAUCCGGCCGACGGAGAGUUUGCAAAGAUCAAGCAGUUGAUUUCUUUAGAUCCUUAUCCCAACUACGAUCAUCAUGAUCAUAACCAGCAGCAACAAGACGAGAAUCAUGGCUCAAAUCACAGCUCUUUAUUGCGUUAUCGUUCGACUCCCAGCUCAUUCUUUUCGAAUCUACUCGACGAUAAUGGAGAUGAGGAGUUUCCAGAUCCGGUAACCGCCUCCUCGAACCACCAGUCCAAGGCGGAGGAAAGCUACUUCACCGGGAACCAACAAAAGAAAUCUGAAUCUGAUGCACGUGACUUUCUACAGUUUGAGUCGUCGUCGUCAAAGCCGGAAAGGAAAGAAUCGGCGAUUCAGAACCAGGAUCUUCCACCUCCGUCGACGGCUGCGAUGCACGGUGGCAGUUCACGGCGAGCGCCUAAUUUGCCACCGUCUAACAACAACAGUAGUUAUGGUUAUACAAAUCAAAAUAAUUUGGAUUCUGCAUCGUCUUUUAGAGUUAUGGAUUCAACCAGCUCGAAUCUCAUCAGACAGAGUAGCUCGCCAGAUGGAUUUCUGUCCUGUUUGACCGUUGACAAUGGUUUUGGUGGCAUGAAAGAUGCGAGAAAAGGCAGUUCAUCGAGCUCUUCGUUGAAUAACCAUAUCAGUUUCUCAUUAGGCCCAUCCUCUUCAUCAAGAUUCUUGCCGCAGAUAGUCGAAAAUGAGAGCGACUCCACCUUCGGUAGCUUGAAGAGGAGCAGAGAUGGUGGUUUGAAGAUGCCACAGAAUGGAGAGGCUGGAAACCAUAUUCCUAGUUUGGUUCACCAUAUGAGCUUGCCAAAAACUUCAUCAGAAAUGGCUGAUGUUGAAAACAUCUUGCAUUUCCAACAAGAAUCGUUGGUCCCCUGGAAAGCACGCGCAAAAAGAGGAUUCGCUACACACCCACGAAGCAUCGCCGAGAGGGUGAGAAGAACCCGAAUAAGCGAAAGAAUCAAAAGGCUUCAAGAACUUUUCCCUAACAUGGACAAGCAAACUAAUACAGCAGAUAUGUUGGAUAUGGCUGUUGAGUACAUUAAAGACCUCCAGAAAGAACUGCAGAGUUUGAACGAAGCUCAAGCCCGCUGCAAGUGUUCAAGCAAACAAUUACAGCCGGGUUCGACCAUGUAGCUUGGCUUUUCUGUACAGAUUUGUGUUCGAAUCAGCAGGUACCCGCCGGAAAUCCUCAAAAACUUAGGGUCGAAAGCUGGUUUAUCUUGUAAAUGAUGUAUGUGUUAAUUAGACAACAUAUUGUACUUUUAAUUUGAGGAUUAGAUGCAACCCAAAAUGGAUCAAGAACCUUGUGAUC
This is a messenger RNA of Cynara cardunculus var. scolymus (artichoke), 1552 nucleotides long. Its product is annotated as transcription factor bHLH130-like. Lineage: Eukaryota; Viridiplantae; Streptophyta; Magnoliopsida; Asterales; Asteraceae. The transcript is spliced from 6 exons. Gene Ontology annotation, cellular component: nucleus. The coding region runs from base 151 to 1374 and encodes 407 amino acids. Gene Ontology annotation, biological process: regulation of transcription by RNA polymerase II. The record is from RefSeq and is a predicted model, not a curated record. Gene Ontology annotation, molecular function: protein dimerization activity; RNA polymerase II cis-regulatory region sequence-specific DNA binding; DNA-binding transcription factor activity, RNA polymerase II-specific.